UUCAUCUGCUCCUGAAACAUCUGCAAGCCAGAUGAUGAAUUGGUCCUUGAGCAAGAUGAAGCCGAUGCAUGGUCCAAGCUUCGAGAGUGCAAAUGAAGCAAAUAAUUUUAGCAAGCGGGGAAAUGAAAGAUUAAAGCCUGAGGCAUCAUUCAAUCUUCGUAACCUCUCGAAGGUCGUACUUCCUCCAUUGGGUGCACCAGGUUACAAUCAGACGCAGGCGGAAUCCGGAGGGAGGAUCGUCUCCCCAAUGGAUUCCAGAUAUAGGUGCUGGGAAGCCUUCAUGGUGAUCCUCGUCGCUUACUCUGCAUGGGUCUAUCCCUUUGAGGUUGCAUUCAUGAAUUCUUCUCCAAAGGGAGUUCUCUGCAUCACAGACAGCAUCAUCGACAUAUUUUUUGCCAUCGACAUUGUUCUGACGUUUUUCUUGGCUUACAUAGACUCAAAAACACAACUCCUUGUCCGGGAUCCCAAAAGGAUUGCUAUCAGGUAUCUCUCAACAUGGUUCAUCAUGGAUGUGGCCUCAACAAUCCCAUUUGAAGGUUUGGGUUAUUUGAUCACUGGGGAGAUCAAGGAAGGGGUCUCUUACAGCCUAUUGGGCAUGCUGAGACUCUGGCGUCUGAGGAAGGUCAAGCAGUUCUUCACCAGGCUAGAAAAGGAUAUCAGGUUCAGUUAUUUCUGGAUAAGAUGCGCGAGAUUAUUAUCAGUUACCCUUUUUCUAGUCCACUGUGCUGGGUGCCUUUACUAUUUGCUAGCUGACAGAUAUCCACAUCAGGGGAAGACAUGGAUUGGAGCAGUCAAUCCAAAUUUCCGUGAAGCUAGCCUGUGGACUCGUUAUAUCUCCGCCCUCUAUUGGUCCACUACCACAAUGACCACUGUUGGUUAUGGUGAUCUCCAUGCUGUAAACACAGAGGAGAUGGUCUUCAACAUAUUCUACAUGCUAUUUAACCUGGGCCUCACUGCAUAUUUGAUCGGAAACAUGACAAAUUUGGUCGUCGAAGGAACACGUCGCACGAUGGAAUUUAGGAAUAGUAUACAGGCUGCAUCUAACUUUGUAUGCCGGAACCAUCUACCUCCACGAUUGAAGCAGCAGAUACUGGCCUAUAUGUGUCUUAGAUUUAGAGCGGAGAGCUUGAACCAACAACAACUGAUGGACCAACUGCCCAAUUCUAUAUGCAAAAGCAUCUGUGAGCAUCUCUUCCUACCAGUUAUUAAGGAGGUCUAUCUCUUCAAAGGCAUCUCAAAGGAAAUGCUCUUGCUCCUGGUAACAAAAAUGAAGGCUGAGUAUAUACCACCCAAAGAAGAUGUUAUCAUGCAAAAUGAGGCACCAGAUGAUGUCUAUGUUGUGGUGUCAGGUGAAGUGGAAAUCAUACACUUUGACAAUGAGAGAGAACAAGUGCUAGGAGCACUAAGGACAGGAGACAUAUUUGGAGAAGUCAGUGCUCUCUGCGAUAGACCUCAAGAUUUUACUUUCCGGACAAGAACAUUGUCCCAGCUUCUAAGGUUAAAGCAGAGAACCCUUAGAGAAGCAAUGCAAACCAAACAAGAAGACAGUGUAGUUAUCAUUAGGAACUUUUUAAAGCAUCAAAUCGAAUUUAAGAACAUACGCAUUGAGGAUUUGUUUGGAGAGAGUGAUGAAUAUGAUGCAGCCAAUAUACCUUGCAAUCUCCUGACGGUAGCUGCUACUGGUAAUAGUUGCUUCCUUGAAGAACUUCUUAAAGCAGGAAUGGAUCCUGACAUUGGUGACUCCAAAGGAAGAACACCGCUGCACAUAGCAGCAUCAAAGGGAUAUGAAGAUUGUGUAUUGGUUUUACUCAAGCAUGCCAGCAACAUAAACAUACAAGAUAUGGAUGGAAAUACUCCCUUAUGGCUCGCCAUCACUGGAAAGCAUCACAAAAUUUUCAACAUCUUGUACCAUUAUGCAUGCAUCUCCAAUCCCCACAUCGGUGGCAAUCUUCUCGUCCUUGCAGCAAAAAGAAAUGAUCUUUCUACAAUAAAGGAGUUGUUAAAACAUGGUUUAGACAUAAAUUCAGAGAAUAAUGAAGGACUAACUCCCCUGCAAGCAGCAUUUGCUGAAAACCACACAGACAUGAUUAAGUUGUUGGUCAUGAACGGCGCCAAUGUAGAAAACAUCAAUCUCAGCAGUUUGGAAACAAGAAAAAUGACUGAGGCAGAUAUACAAGAGCUGGUACAAAAGAGAGAAGUUGGUUAUCCAAUAGCAAUACUAGAAUCCCACGAAGAGCUUAAGCAAAUAAAGGUUUCAGAGGAAAAAAGUCAUAUGACGAAGUGGGGCACAAGAGGUGGAAUUUAUCCAAGAGUUAGCAUAUACAAAGGCCAUCCAUUUCUCAGAAACUCCAGCUCAGAAGCUGGGAAGCUGAUAAACUUGCCAAAUACGAUAGAAGAUCUCAAAGAAAUUGCUGGGGAGAAGUUUGGAGUUGUUGCAAAUCGCACAGUUAUAACAAAUGAAGAAGGAGCAGAAAUUGACUCCAUUGAAGUGAUUAGGGAUAAUGAUAAACUGUUCAUAGUUGAGAAUGAAGAAUUUCUUUGAGUUAUGCCAACAAAUUGUAACUGAUCUCUCUCUCUCUCUCUCAUGUGCACUCAUAUACUCAAAUUUCUUGUGGGCCCUAUAGUUGUUAUAUACGCCAAUCUCUUAAAGGAGAUCUAUGAAAUGAUAACAUGAUAUCAUUUUCUAUAA
This is a messenger RNA of Elaeis guineensis (African oil palm), 2689 nucleotides long. RefSeq names its product potassium channel AKT2. Lineage: Eukaryota; Viridiplantae; Streptophyta; Magnoliopsida; Arecales; Arecaceae. Gene Ontology annotation, biological process: transmembrane transport; potassium ion transport. Gene Ontology annotation, molecular function: protein binding; voltage-gated potassium channel activity. Gene Ontology annotation, cellular component: membrane. The record is from RefSeq and is a predicted model, not a curated record.